This is a messenger RNA of Schizophyllum commune H4-8, 1578 nucleotides long. Its product is annotated as WD40 repeat-like protein. The record is from RefSeq and is a predicted model, not a curated record. The transcript has 6 exons. NCBI's taxonomy places the organism in Eukaryota, Fungi, Basidiomycota, Agaricomycetes, Agaricales, Schizophyllaceae. Gene Ontology annotation, biological process: mRNA splicing, via spliceosome. The coding region runs from base 1 to 1578 and encodes 525 amino acids. Gene Ontology annotation, cellular component: catalytic step 2 spliceosome. Gene Ontology annotation, molecular function: mRNA binding; protein binding.
AUGACAUCUUUGGUGACCCGACCAACGGACACCCAGAUGAACGUGAACAUCCCCUUCAGCGACAUGACCCUCCCCAUCCAGGGCCCGGAGAACCCAUUCGGCCCACGCGACCGCUUCCUCAAUCAGAACGCACUUGCUGGGCAUGUCGAAGAGCAGGUCAUGAGCGACGAUGCCUUCAAGGCGCAGCACCUCACGCAUGCUAUCCUUGGCUACUCUGCGAACCCUUCUAUCGACCCAAAUGCGCCUUCGAUGGUCGGUUCUUUGGAAAAGGCUCGGGAGAAUGGCUUUACAACCAUCGAUGCCAUGCGCGCCACGCGGAAUGAGCGAAAAGAGCUCAAGCGCAAGCGCAAGGAUAAGGGUGACCUCGAAGUCGUUGAAGGGGAAGGCGCCUACGUCGGCCCAUGGGCCUCGUGGGAGGGCGACGAGCCGGAGAGUACUUUCCUGCACGGUCUUUCCGCAGAGGGGGCGGAGGAAGAGGAGGAGCCAGAGGAAGACGAGCCAGAGUACGUGCCGAAGAAGGCGAAGCCAAAACGCGGCGCGGUUGGCCAGGAGUCGUCAGUCUUCCACGGGAAGUCCAUGACAGACUACCAAGGGCGCACGUACAUGCACCCGCCGUAUUCAGAAGCGCCGAACCUUCUACAGGAGGCGGGCUCGCAGGACUGCUUCAUCCCGAAGGUCUGUGUGCAUACAUGGACUGGGCAUACGCAGGGCGUCUCCGUCAUUCGGCUGUUCCCUCAGACUGGACACCUCAUGGCGAGUGGUUCAAUGGACACGAAGAUCAAGCUUUGGGAUGUCUAUACGCAUGGCAACUGCCUACGGACCUUCCAUGGUCACGUCAAGAUGGUCAAGGACAUCUGCUUCUCCAACGACGGCCGAAGGUUCCUAUCGUGUAGCUACGACAGGCAGAUGAAGCUCUGGGACACGGAAACGGGCCAGUGUAUCAAGCGAUUCAGUAAUGGCAAGAUCCCGUACACCGUCAAGUUCCAUCCCGAUGAAGACAAACAAAACAUAUUCCUCGCCGGUAUGUCGGACAAGAAGAUUAUACAGUACGACAUCAAUUCCGGCGAGAUCACGCAGGAAUACGACCAGCAUUUGGGGCCCGUUAACACCAUUACCUUCGUCGACGAGAACCGCCGGUUUGUGACCACCUCAGACGACAAGACGAUCAGGGCUUGGGACUUCGACAUCCCGGUGGUCAUCAAGUACAUCGCUGAGCCGCACAUGCACUCCAUGCCCGCGGUAACUCUUCACCCAUCGAACCGCUAUUUCGCCGCACAGUCUCUCGACAAUCAAAUCCUUGUCUACAGUACGGACAAUUUCCGCCAGAACCGCAAGAAGCGCUUUGCGGGGCACUCUGUCGCGGGGUACGCCUGCCAGGUGGGCUUCUCGCCCGACGGCAAGUGGCUCAGCAGCGGUGACGCCGAGGGGAACAUGGUGUUUUGGGACUGGAAGACUUGCCGGAUAAAGACGAAGCUCAAGGCACAUUCCAAGGUCGUCAUUGCGCACGAGUGGCUGCCGCACGAGACUUCCAAGGUCGUCACAGCAUCGUGGGAUGGUCUCAUCAAGCUAUGGGAUUAG